Mandrillus leucophaeus (drill) is the source of this 1149-nucleotide messenger RNA. Its product is annotated as myeloid cell surface antigen CD33-like. Gene Ontology annotation, molecular function: sialic acid binding. Gene Ontology annotation, biological process: cell adhesion. Gene Ontology annotation, cellular component: plasma membrane. The coding region runs from base 1 to 1149 and encodes 382 amino acids. The transcript is spliced from 3 exons. The record is from RefSeq and is a predicted model, not a curated record. NCBI's taxonomy places the organism in Eukaryota, Metazoa, Chordata, Mammalia, Primates, Cercopithecidae.
AUGAAACCUGAUAUUCAUGACCGGCCUCUUCUGAAACUUAUGGGCAAAGUAGAUGCUGACCAUGGUGCUGAAGACAGGGCUCUGGAAGGACCAGGUCACAGGCUGGGUCCCAGGAGAGCUGGGAGGACUAGUGGGCAAGGCCCCAGGACUCAGCUCCCACCUUCGACUUCCACUUCUGCCUCCAGCUUCCUGAGUCACUCACAGCACAGCCAGGGAAUAGCCCUGUCUCAGGCAGGUCGCUGUGCCUCCUUUGCUGCUGCUGCUGUCUUUGCUGCUGAGCAGGUCUCAGGCUCUGGAUGGGAGAUUCUGGCUGCAAGUGCAGGAGUCAGAGAUGGUGCAGGAGGGACUGUGUGUCUCUGUGACUUGCUCCUUCUCCUAUCCACUGAGGGGCUGGACAAGUCUACCCCAGCCCGUGGCCACUGGUUCAAAGGAGGGACCGACACAAACAUGAGUGCUCUAGUGGGCCAAUUCCAGCUCACUGGGGAUCCCCACUACCACAGUUGCUCCUUGGUGAUCAGAGAUGUGCAGAUGGAGGAUACGGCAGUGUACUCCUUUCAAGUGAAGAGAGGAAGCUUUGUGAGAUAUAAUUUCAUGAAUACAUUCUUUCUGGAACUGACAGCCCUGACUCAGAAGCCUGAUGUCUACAUCCCCAAGGCCCUAGAGCAUGGGAAGCCAGUGACAGUCAUCUGUGUGUUUAACUGGGUUUUUGAGGAAUGCCUAACCCCUUCUUUCUCCUGGAUGGGGGAGGCCCUGUCCUCCCAAGGAACUGGAACAACAACCUCCCAUUUCUCAGUGCUCAACCUCACACUCAGACCUCAGGACCACGACACCUACCACAAUUGCUGCAUAGACUUCUCCAGAACAGGCGUGAGUGCAUGGUGGACCAUCCAACUCUGCGUGGUUUAUGCCUCUAGGUACCUUGUUAUCAGCAUUUCCCAUGACAAUGCAGCAACUGAAUUGGCCUCAUCCCAUAUUUCCUCCAAAAAAUCAGGGCCCAUGAAGGAUGUGGUUCUGGCAGCCACCAGGGAGGGAGCUGUGAAGACCCUGCUUCUCUGUAUCUGCUUCAUCUUCCUCAGUGUCAGUUUCUACAGUAGGAAGGUGGUGAGGGCAGCAGUGGGUGUGGAGGCUUCAAACACUGUCACAGGCUAA